Molecule: messenger RNA, 426 nt
Organism: Knipowitschia caucasica
Lineage: Eukaryota; Metazoa; Chordata; Actinopteri; Gobiiformes; Gobiidae
Source: the annotation of a GenBank genome assembly
AUGCUGCGAAUGGACCGCGACCUUCACGUCUACGUCAUGUGCCAAUACAUUGGUGCAAACUUGGUAACGUCCCCAAACAGACAUCUGAAUCGGUCCCCCCCCACCCUACAGCCCCAGAAGUACAGGCCCCCCCUGCACCUGAUUCAGCGCUCAAAUGCUUCCAGUUUGGGCCGGGGGGGGGGGGUAAAACCCCGUACCCCCCGCUCUCAGCGGGCCUGGACCCAGGCCCAACAAAUCCAGAGCGGAGGAACACUGGAGGGAGGGCCCCCGUUCCCCCCGUGGGUCCGGUAUCUCUGCUCCGCCAAUGAGCCCCCGCCCCUCACGAGAACUAGGAGAGCUUGGUUGUCAAUUUUUUUUGAGAACGCGGCCCCACCGUUCCCGCCGGAAGUCCGAGCUUUGGGGAAGGCCUGGGUCCCUCAGCUGUAG